CUGAUUGUAAGUGUAAGCAAUUGUAUUUAGAAGAUAAACUGAAAAAAUUUAUAUCGCAACGUUUGAGUUUGAGUUGAAAAAAAAUCAAUGUUCGAAUUAAAAUUAUUUUAUGAACGCAAAUUAUUGAAAUAGCUCCACCUGGGAACGUUUUUCCAACUGUUUGUUUGAGUCCGUUAUAAAAUUUGAAGAAAAACAACUUUCUCAAACAAAUCAGAUAUUUUCCAGUUUCGCACACCAACUCACUUUUCAAAUUGGCCAUCACACUCAUUUCUGGGCGCGGAUUUUGUUGUGCACCACCUCUUCAUCACUGCGGAUUUGUACCAAUUGUAUUUUAUAAUACAAGGUGUGUUUUAACGGACUCAUACACAUAUACUUUUGAAAAAAUAACAAAAUUCACAUGGUUCAGCUUUUUUUGCAACAAAAAAAACUAAAAUUUCACGCAUUUUCAUAUUGUCAGAAUAUAACAGUCAAUUUUUUUGAGUCCGAAACAAAAUUUGAAAAACAAACGAUUUUCAAAAAUAAUUCAGAUAUUUUUCAGAGUCGAGUUUGAAUCGUGGUCAUCGUCGCACAAUCGAACAAACUUUGCCAAUUUUUUUGCCGGUAUAAAAUUUGAAGAAAAACAACUUUCUCAAACAAAUCAGAUAUUUUUCAGUUUCGCACACCAACUGUUCAAAUUGACCAUCACAAUUAUUUGUGGGUGCGGAUUGUUUUGCGAAAAGUAGCAUUUUCGAUCAUACACGACCUCUUCAUCAUUGUGGAUUUGUACCAAUAGUAUUUUAUAAUACAAGGUGUGUUUUAACAGACUCAUACACAUAUACUUUUGAAAAAAAUAACGAAAUUCACAAGGUUCAGCUUUUUUUUGCAACAAAACAAACUAAAAAAUGUUGUUUAGCUUAUGUGAGAAAGUUAAUUACUCCAUUUCACGCAUUUUUUAUAUUGUCAGAAUAUAACAGACAAAUUUUUGAGUACGUUGCAAAAUUUGAAAAACAAACGACUUUCAAAAAUAAUUCAGAUAUUUUUCAGAGUCGAGUUUGAAUCGUGGUUUUCUUCAUUCAUCAUCGCACAAUCGAACAAAGUUUGCCAAUUUUUCGCCGAAAACCGUAGUGGAUUUGAUUUUGGUUUGGAAAGGUUUGGUUCAAUAAUUUUUCCAAAAAAUUUUCCGAGCACAAAAUUUGAAAAUAUAGCCAAAAGGCGUAGUUCAUAAAAACUGAAAAAAAAACGCUUUCUCCAAAUCAAUUUUUCGAAAUUCUGUUUGAAUUCGGAGUUUAAAGUCAAGAAAAAAAGUAAUCAUAAUAAUUUUUUAUCAAAAAUAGAAACAACGAAAAAUAUAGCGCAGCUUCAAAAGAAUUAAACUUUUUUUCAGAUGA
Caenorhabditis angaria is the source of this 1367-nucleotide messenger RNA. The record is from the annotation of a GenBank genome assembly. Lineage: Eukaryota; Metazoa; Nematoda; Chromadorea; Rhabditida; Rhabditidae.